This is a messenger RNA of Lodderomyces pseudojiufengensis, 1869 nucleotides long. It is a transcript of the gene DBF2, whose product is annotated as serine/threonine-protein kinase. Gene Ontology annotation, cellular component: spindle pole body. NCBI's taxonomy places the organism in Eukaryota, Fungi, Ascomycota, Pichiomycetes, Serinales, Debaryomycetaceae. The coding region runs from base 1 to 1869 and encodes 622 amino acids. Gene Ontology annotation, molecular function: protein serine/threonine kinase activity; ATP binding. The record is from RefSeq and is a predicted model, not a curated record. The transcript has a single exon. Gene Ontology annotation, biological process: intracellular signal transduction; peptidyl-serine phosphorylation.
AUGACUAGCUCAUUCUUUAGGUCUCCAAAACAUCAACAUGUUCAUGAUGUUGGUGAUAUAUCACAAUCAAUGGAAAAUGUUUCAAUUUCAAGUAAUAUGAUGGAUAUUGAUUCAAGUUAUAGAUCUCCUAAUAAUAAAUCAUUUAAUAAUACAUUUAAUCCAAAUCAAACUCAAAUAAAUAAAGAAAAUAUAACACCAUUAAAUUCACCUACAAAAACCAUUUUACAUAAUUCACCAAUUGGUACUCCAUAUGGUAAAAAGCUUAAUUUUUCCCAAAAUCAACCCCAACCAUUAACUCCAACACCAUUAAAUUCAAAUCGAGAUAAUCAAAAAAGAGCAUUACAAGAUCAUAUAAAUCAAUUACAACCACCACCAAAUCAAAGAAUUAAAUUAACAGAAGAAGAAUUUCAUCAAAAAGCAAAUAAUCCUAAAACUAAAAGAUUAACUUCAGUUGCACAAUUAUAUUUUUUAGAUUAUUAUUGUGAUAUGUUUGAUUAUGUUAUAAAUAGAAGACAAAGAAGUUUAUUUGUUGAAAAAAAAUUAAUUAACGAUCCAACUUUACAAAAUGAUCCUCAAAAACAACAAUUAGAAUGGAAAAAUUAUAUUGGUAGAGAAAGAGUAUUAUUAAGAAAAAGAAGAUUAAAACCAAAACAUAAAGAUUUUGAAAUGAUAACACAAGUUGGUCAAGGUGGUUAUGGUCAAGUAUUUUUAGCAAGAAAAAAAGAUACAAGAGAAAUUUGUGCUUUAAAAAUUUUAAAUAAGAAUUUAUUAGUUAAAUUAGAUGAAACAAGACAUGUUUUAACAGAAAGGGAUAUUUUAACAAAUACAAGAAGUGAAUGGUUAGUUAAAUUAUUAUAUGCUUUUCAAGAUCCUGAAAAAGUAUUUUUAGCAAUGGAAUUUGUACCAGGAGGAGAUUUUAGAACUUUAUUAAAUAAUACUGGAUUUUUAAUUCCUCCACAUGCAAGAUUUUAUAUAAGUGAAAUGUUUGCAGCAGUAAAUUCAUUACAUGAAUUAGGUUUUACUCAUCGUGAUUUAAAACCUGAAAAUUUUUUAAUUGAUUCCAAGGGACAUAUAAAAUUGACCGAUUUUGGUUUAGCUGUUGGAUCAGUAUCAAAUGAUAGAAUUGAAUCAAUGAGAAUAAAAUUACAAAAAUUAGAAGAUUUAGAAAAUUAUCAAAUUCCAUCAAGAUUAAUGAUGGAAAGACAAAAAAUUUUUAAACAAAGUCAAGGUCAUCAUAAUUUAGCAAAUUCAAUAGUUGGAUCACCAGAUUAUAUGGCUUUAGAAGUAUUAGAAGGUAAAAAUUAUGAUUAUACAAUAGAUUAUUGGUCAUUAGGUUGUAUGUUAUUUGAAGCAUUAUGUGGUUAUCCACCAUUUUCAGGUUCAAAACAAGAUGAAACUUAUUAUAAUUUAAAACAUUGGAAAACUGCUUUACGUAGACCACAAACAAAAGAUGGUAGAUAUGUUUUCAGUGAUAGAACAUGGCAAUUAAUUAUAAAAUUAAUUGCAUCACCUAAUCAAAGAUUAAAAAAUUUUAAACAAGUUCAACAAAUGUCAUAUUUUAAUGAUGUUAAAAAUUGGGAAAAUUUAAGAUCCAAAACUCCACCUUUUACUCCACAAUUAGAUAAUGAAGAAGAUGCAGGAUAUUUUGAUGAUUUUGAAGAUGAAGAAAUGAUGAUGAAAUAUAAAGAUGUAUUUGCAAGACAAGAACAAAAUGAACAAUUAUUAAAUAAUAAAAAUGGUGGUUUUAAGCAAAAUAAUUUUAUUGGUUUUACUUUUAAACAUAAAUCAAAUCCAAAUAAUAAAUUUGAAAUAAAUUUGUUGAAGAUGGAUAAUUCAAGUAAAUUAGAUCCUUUAGCUACUUUAUAUUGA